This is a messenger RNA of Stylonychia lemnae, 2124 nucleotides long. NCBI's taxonomy places the organism in Eukaryota, Ciliophora, Spirotrichea, Sporadotrichida, Oxytrichidae. The record is from the annotation of a GenBank genome assembly.
AUGGGAAAUAAAAGUGCCAAGUCCAGAAAAAAUACUGUGAAUUUAGAUAACUUGCCUGGUUAAACUUAAGAAUUUAGCAGACCUUCAACAGAUAAAAUUUUCCAUCCAUAGGUUGAGAAAUUUUUUAAGGAAUGGAAAGAGUAAAAGCAUGUAGAAUUCUAAGAACUACUUAGUGGUACUAUCUCAACAAACAAUAUGAGCGAUAGAUUUAGCGAUAGAUCAUCUAACUGGCUAUCUGAAUUCAAAGAGAAAAUAAGCCUAAACUAAGACCUUAAGAAUAGAGAUGAUUACCUAAAGUUUAUUGAUUUAUUGAAGAGAUUGUCUCGAGAUACAGAGCAGAGAUAUUUCAAGGAGUAUGUUGGAAGUAUCAAUUUAGACAAAAAUCUAAGAUUGCUUUCUAAGCUUGAUAAUAAGAGCUUUGAUGAAAAAGCUAUUAAAAAGAAGCUUAAAUCGUCGAGAUCAGAUAACAUUCAUUUAAGCUCUACAAAUAAUAUACUUUCAACUGGAUUUAAUUCAUCCUUACAGCUAGAUUUAUAAUAGCUGCAACUAUUAAAACAUCAAUUAGAAUUAAAUGAUCAUCCCAUUAAAAGGAUCAUUAAUUUCAUCAGAGGCAUAUUUAUUUUACAAUACAGAAAUUUAUUGUUAAACAAUAUCUCUGAAUGUGAUCUGAUGGCUGAGGACAAGAAUAUCACUGAAAGUUUGAAAUUUUUUAUCAAGACUAUUUCAGAAGCAAUCAGUAAGUUUUACCUCCUAGAUUUAUAUGAAACUAGUUAACUUUGGAAAGAAGUUCUAUAAGUUAUGGUAACUUAGUUACUAAUCUAGAAAGAUUUAUAUGCUCUUAUUAUCAAUCUGAUCACAUUGAGUCAUUAGAAAGAGAUUGAUGCUCUACACCAUCUUAUGAAUAGUAAAACUCUGAAACUUUCAGAUAUAAAAAUCGAUAAGAAAUUCUAGUUAAAUAUUCAUGAUAGAGAGCAAAAUUUGGUGUGCAUUGAUGAUGUUGGCUCAGGGCGAGAAAAUAAUCUAGUAGUAUAAGAAGAAGAAUAAGAUUCUGUAUUUCAACCAUAUUAAAGAACUAUCAAGCUAAUUAAACAGAUAAAAUUCCAAUAGAGUAUUCCUUAAAAGCUAGAGAUUGCAUAUGAAGCUUUGAAGAUAUAACUGGGCCAGGAUAUAGAUGAUUUUUGGAAUGGCUAUAAACUCAAGUAAAACUAAUCUUAUAGAGCAAGCUAAAAGGCUUCUAUGAAAGAAAAAUACUUUUAAUAACUAAGUGAAAGAGUAUCAUAGACAUAAGCACUUCUAAAUUAAAGAAAUAGUCCUAAGUAAUCAAAUCAUGUAGACUUCGAAAAACUUCAAUAGCUGGCCUUAUAUGUAGUAUGGGCUAGUAAUUGCCCUGAAAUUUACUCUGAUUGCUUAUUUAUUAAGAGAUUCAAUAAUCAAACUUUAAAUCAUAGUAUGAGAGGAUUUUUCGCCAGAUUGCUUGAUGCUUGUGUUAAUGUAAUGCUUAACUCUGGAAGUAAUAUUGGUUCUACAGAGGAGAUAGAUGACCAGUAAGUAUUAGAACUUUCAGUCUAAGAUAUUGAGAAUCUAUAAAAUUCUCUACUUUAGAAAGAGAGAUUAAUGCCUUUAUUUGAUAUUAAUUUCAUGACUUAAACAUUACUACCAUCAUUCCAAAAAAAUUAAACCUCAGUAAGUACUAAAAACAGAUUAAGCAAAAGGAGAGAUUCCAUUACAAGCUUAAUGACUCAGGCUAAUAGUCCUGAUUAACAGUUGGAGAUAGCACUUGAAUUCGAGAAACUCAUUUUUUGUCAAGCCUAAUUUAUCUACGAAAGUGAGAGCAGAUAAGUCUCUAGAAACCUAGAAGAGCAAAAGUAUACUAUGCUUCAAAAAAAGACUACUGUAUUAUGCUCAUCUGACGAAUCUUUCAUUAGCACAGUUAAAAAUUUGAGGAAUAAACUUGUGGAAAAUCAGAUACCUGUUGUGCAAUAAGUUUAUAAUUUUACUGGAUCUAGCUUUGCUGAAGUAGAAGAUAAUGGCAAUGAGGGCAAGAAUUCAUUAUAAGGAAUGAGAAUAAACAUUGACAAUGUUGAUUUCGAUGAUUAGUAUAGGAAUUCACUCCCAACCCAAUGA